AUGGGAAUGACAGGAGCCGGAAAGAGUACAUUCAUAUCUCUCGUCACGGAUCAGGAGGUAGUGAUAGGGAACGAUCUAAAUGCCUGCACCCAGAAUGUGACUAUGUACCGCUGUAAAUUCAGUACCUCCUGCAACAUAUGGUUGAUCGAUACACCUGGGUUCGAUGACACAAGCCGAACAGAUAGCGAAGUUCUAAAAGAGAUUGCCGGAUGGCUCGCCGAAUCCUUCUCCCAGAAGGUUCUUUUGAAUGGCAUCCUGUAUCUACAUCGGAUCAUGGACAACCGGAUGCCCGGCUCAGCCAAACGAAAUCUCUUUAUGCUGAAGAAGCUAUGUGGUAAAGAUGCUUUGAGGAAUACCAUCUUAGUCACUACUAUGUGGGAUUGUGUCGACCCGGCCGACGGUGACAGGAGAGAGAAGCAACUGAUUACCACCCCAGAGUACUGGGGAGAUAUGAUUGCAGCAGGCUCACAAACCCUUCGGCAUGACAAUACCUAUGAGUCCGCAAUGCGUCUAAUUAAUCUCUAUGCGGGUUCCCAUUCAACCAAAGAGAAGAAGGUACUCGCUAUUCAACAUGAAAUGGUAAUAGAAAAGAAAGCCUUGGAUGAGACAGACGCUGGAAAAGCUGUUGAAGACGCAUUAAUCAAAGAACGAUCUAGAUGGAGGAGGGAGCUAGAUGACCUUCGGGAAAUGAUGAAGGAAGUUCUCGCAGAGAAGGACAAAGAAUCCGCCGAGAUGCUGCGCCAGAACACUGCUGAGAUUAACGCCAAGCUGGCCGCUGCUGAAAGGGCACAACGAGACUUGAAGGUGACCAUGGAGCAAAUGCAUCGUGAAAGGCUGUCGGCUUUUAGGAGGGAUAUAGAAGCACAACGCAAGGAGAACAAGAUUAUAAGAGAAAAGCUCAGCACUUUCGAAGCAUCACGGGAUCGCAAAGCCAAAGAGUCUUCCAUCGCACCAGUGAAUUCACAGACCCUUUCACCCCUUUCGGAAGAGCUUGAGGCCCAAAAUUCCAAGCUCGGUGCUGCUCAGGCUCAUGUGCAGGAAAUGGAAAAAGCACAUGAUCAAGGAAGUCUGGAUAUGCGUGGGCCCAAGUAUGCGUCUCUACUUGAGCAGCUCGAACAGCAUCGACGAGAGCUGUUAAUUGUCCAAAGCAGUAUUAGGGGUAUGGGGCAAGGCCAUGGACAGCGAUACGGAUGCGAUCUGGAACCGAUGUACUCGGGGAAGCUUCUCGCGCAGCUGGAGGGUUUGAGCAUGUAA
This is a messenger RNA of Aspergillus piperis CBS 112811, 1254 nucleotides long. RefSeq lists its product as uncharacterized. Gene Ontology annotation, molecular function: GTP binding. The coding region runs from base 1 to 1254 and encodes 417 amino acids. Lineage: Eukaryota; Fungi; Ascomycota; Eurotiomycetes; Eurotiales; Aspergillaceae. The transcript has 2 exons. The record is from RefSeq and is a predicted model, not a curated record.